AUGACUUACACCAUCACCAUCGUACCCGCCUCGACCCAGGCCGGAAGAGAGACCAUCAUGACCCUCCUAAGAGAUGCUUCAAAGCCCAUUGUUCGUGGCAUUUAUCGCGAUCCGAGCAAGGCACCUCCCGAGUUCACCGCCAGCUCAAACUUCACCGCAGUCCAAGGCGACGUGUCCGCCAGCCGCCUGGACUUCACCGGCUCAGACGCCGUGUUCUACAUCCCUCCGCCUCCAUUUCACUCUGGCGAUGUCGAUCUGAUUGAAUUCGCUACGAACGCAGCGAAGAACGUCAAAGACGCCAUUGAGGAAGCGGGCUCGGUCAAGAGGCUUUUGGUGUUCUCAGCCUUGGGGGCAGAGAACGACCACGGCAUCGGCAUCCUCAAGAUCAACCACAUCUCAGACCAGAUCCUCAAGACCGCCGCGCCGGAAGUAGCCAUCGUCAAGCCGGGCUACUUCGCGGAAAACUGGACCGCGGCGUUUGAGACCGCCAAGGCUGAGCCGCCUGUGCUGUACUCCCCGCUGACCCCGGCCAGCCACAAAGUCCCGAUGGUCAGCCUCGUCGACAUCCGCGAAACCUGUGCACGCAUCCUGCUUGACCUCGCAACCCUGUUGCCCCAGCGCACUCACGCCUUCGAGCUCUACGGGCCUCGACACUACAGCACGGAGGACGUCCGCGACGCGGUCGAGGAAAUCACCGGCAAGAAGGUCGGCAUCGUGGCGAUUGAGGUGGACCAGCUGGCAGGGUUCUACGCGCAGGAGGGCAUCCCGACUGGGUUGGUGCCGGAGAUGGUGGAGUUCACGACUGCUGGGCUGCCGGGCGGGAUUAUGGAAGGAAAGUUUGGCGGGAACGAGGAUACGGUUUGGGGCAAGGUUGAGCUGGUUGAUGCGCUGCGAAGAGUGAACAAGGCAUGA
This is a messenger RNA of Colletotrichum gloeosporioides, 912 nucleotides long. RefSeq lists its product as uncharacterized. The coding region runs from base 1 to 912 and encodes 303 amino acids. NCBI's taxonomy places the organism in Eukaryota, Fungi, Ascomycota, Sordariomycetes, Glomerellales, Glomerellaceae. The record is from RefSeq and is a predicted model, not a curated record. The transcript has 3 exons.